CUCUCCCCUGGCGGCCCCGCCCGCCAUAUUGUCCCCGCCGCAGGCCGAACUACUGCAGCCGGAGCGGCGAUGGUUUUAAGGAUUGAAGAAAUAGUCAAACAGUGAGCAGCAGCCAACCUCUCAGGGCAGUCUCCAUACCCUUUGUUGUUAUGGCAGGGGGAAGGCGGGGCCCUAACCGGACAUCCUACUGCCGAAAUCCUCUUUGUGAAACUGGGGCUACUGGGGGUUCUGGACAUUCCACGAGUUCAUCGGUCACUGGUGUGCGCUCACGUACCAGGAGCGGUUCAGGUACAGGCCUCUCCAGCCCUCCUCUGGCAACCCAGACAGUGGUUCCCCUCCGGCACUGUAAGAUCCCAGAGCUGCCUGUGGAGAGGAGUGUCUUGUUUGAACUUCAGCUCUUCUUCUGUCAUCUCAUUGCUCUAUUUGUCCACUACAUCAAUAUCUACAAAACUGUGUGGUGGUACCCACCCUCCCACCCUCCAUCGCACACAUCACUGAACUUUCAUCUCAUUGACUUCAACGUGCUGACGGUGACGACAAUCGUCUUAGCGCGCAGGCUGAUCGGUGCCAUUGUGAAGGAGGCUUCACAAAGUGGCAAAGUCUCCCUGCCACGCUCCAUUUUCCUUGUGAUUACUCGGUUUGCAGUCCUCACUGGGACAGGCUGGAGCCUGUGCCGGUCAAUAAUUCACCUCUUCAGAACCUACUCGUUCCUCAAUCUCUUGUUCCUGUGUUACCCGUUCGGCAUGUACAUUCCUUUUCUCCAGCUGAACUGUGACUUUCGGAAGACAGCCCUCUUCUCCCAAGUGGCUAACAUUGGCCCCCAAGAGAUGGGGGAAGUGAACUCCAGGGGUAAAGACUAUCUAACAGUUUUAAAGGAGACCUGGAAGCAGCAUACCAGGCAAAUGUAUGGCAUGGAGGCCAUGCCCACCCAUGCAUGCUGCCUCUCUCCAGACCUGAUCCGCAAUGAGGUGGAGUAUUUGAAGAUGGACUUUAACUGGAGGAUGAAAGAGGUGCUGGUGAGCUCCAUGCUCAGCGCCUAUUAUGUGGCCUUUGUGCCUGUCUGGUUUGUGAAGAACACUCAGUACUACGACAAACGGUGGUCAUGUGAGCUGUUCCUGCUGGUGUCCAUCAGUACGUCUGUGAUUCUGAUGCAGCAUCUCUUGCCUGCCCGCUACUGCGACCUCCUCCACAAAGCUGCGGCACACCUGGGCUGCUGGCAGAAGGUCGAUCCUGCCCUAUGCUCCAAUGUGCUACAGCAUCAGUGGACAGAAGAAUGCAUGUGGCCCCAGGGGGUGCUGGUGAAACACAGCAAGAACGUGUACAAAGCCGUGGGCCAUUACAAUGUGGCUGUGCCAUCUGAUGUCUCACACUUCCGCUUUCAUUUCUUUUUCAGCAAACCGCUGAGGAUCUUGAACAUUUUAAUUCUGCUGGAAGGAGCUGUCAUCUUCUACCAGCUCUACUCACUGAUCUCGUCAGAGAAGUGGCACCAGACCAUCUCGCUGGCGCUCAUCCUCUUCAGCAAUUAUUACGCCUUCUUCAAGCUGCUGCGUGACCGGCUGGUGCUGGGGAAAGCUUACGCAUACUCUGCCAGCAGAGACUCGGAGCAGAAGUUCAAUUAAAUCGCACUGCUGCUCAGCCUGUAUUACGGGAAAAAACCAACAACAAAACACACACAACCUCAGAGCUUUGUAUUUUUGUUACCACUGCUUUUUUCUUUGAUAACUGAUGUAAUGAAAAGGAAAAAAACAUAUUUUUGUACUCCCAACAGCUGUCUGGGUGUUUGUUAUUUAGCCGCGUCAAACAAUAAGCCUUCCACAUCCUAUUUUUACUUAGAGGGCAUCUCCGCGUUAACAAAUGACUGAACCUCUGCUCUUGACAGGUGCAAAGGUUGUUUAUCUGUGGGGGAGGAGGGUGUUGGGAGGGGUCUGCCUGUGGAGUUGGGGAGGAAUGACUAGAUCAGUGUGAUCGUGUUUAAAAGCUGCUUGUUGGUUGGGAGCAGUCGAGCCAAAGGCCUUGUCUACAGGAGGAGGUUGUACUGACUCGGUGAAAGUGGCGUGGCUCUUUGUGUGGACACGUAGUUUGAGUGCCUUCCUGUGAUUUAGCUUAAAUCAAAAUAAACGCCCAGAGAAGGGGGUCGUGCCACUUUAACUUCAUCUAUUCAGAACCAGAUGAUUCGGAUCAGUGACAUUUCUUCUGUUAGGCCUUGACUACGCCAUCUGGUUUAAAAAUCGUAUUUUAAAAACCAACAAAACCUGCUUUCCCUCCCUCCAACUGGCACUCCCUGAGAUGAUUAGAGUAAGGCUGUGUUUACCCUACAGACGUCUUCUGGCGGAGCUGUGAUGGUCAGGAGCAUGAAGAGAAGUGAUCUCUGACUGACAGAACUGUGCGGGCAGAAGCCCCUAGUGUAGACACAGCUAUACUGGCGAAACGGCUGUUACAUAUAUGGCUUGUUUUGCUUGGAGGUAUGUGGUUUUACUACCGCGGUA
Messenger RNA from Terrapene triunguis (Three-toed box turtle), 2486 nucleotides. It is a transcript of the gene TMEM39B, whose product is annotated as transmembrane protein 39B. The record is from RefSeq and is a predicted model, not a curated record. Lineage: Eukaryota; Metazoa; Chordata; Testudines; Emydidae. Gene Ontology annotation, cellular component: membrane. The transcript has 9 exons. Bases 150 to 1619 code for a protein of 489 amino acids.